Octopus sinensis (East Asian common octopus) is the source of this 3864-nucleotide messenger RNA. Its product is annotated as cytoplasmic phosphatidylinositol transfer protein 1. Lineage: Eukaryota; Metazoa; Mollusca; Cephalopoda; Octopoda; Octopodidae. Bases 543 to 1322 code for a protein of 259 amino acids. The record is from RefSeq and is a predicted model, not a curated record. Gene Ontology annotation, cellular component: cytoplasm. The transcript is spliced from 10 exons. Gene Ontology annotation, biological process: phospholipid transport. Gene Ontology annotation, molecular function: phosphatidylinositol transfer activity; phosphatidylinositol binding.
GUAAGUAGUAAAGUAGGUUUCACGGUGAACAUCACCUGAAAGUGUUAUGUGUUAAUUGGUGAAGGUGGGAGAGAUGGUGAAAGGAAGAGUUGAAAGAAGCGAGGAAGGUGUGUGAGGAAGAGACGGAGUAGAAAAAGAAGGGAGUCGCUGGAGGCGGUCCUCGAAUCACGGCAAGCACAUGGCUUAUUGAAGAUGUUGCUCCAACAACUUACUAGCCUCAGUCGUUGUCUUGCAGUGCACCAACGACAGUGCAUCUGCACACACUGUUUACCUGGGAACCACCAAACACUGACCUUUCACUCGACCGGCUGUUCAAAGUGUUGACGACUAAUUUUCAUUCGCAUCUUAAAUAUAUAACAAACAGCUUACAUCGCGGCCAAUUUCAUCAUCUCCUUCCAGCUAUUGUUUAAAUACUAACUUGUAGUGAACAAUAAACAUCGCCUCUAUAUUUAUAGUGAAACGCUUCUUCAAGCCUGCCCUGCCAAAGUCCAGUCAAAGUAAUUGGAGAACACAAGAAAUAAUAAUAAUAAUAAAAAAAGACAAUGUAUAUUAAAGAAUACAGAAUAUGUAUGCCACUCUCAGUCGAAGAGUACAAGAUUGGCCAACUGUACAUGAUAGCCAAACACAGCCAUGAGCAAAGCGAAAGUGGCGAAGGUGUUGAAGUGGUCAAGAAUGAGCCCUGCGAACAUCCAGUUCAUGGUAAUGGUCAAUAUACAGAGAAACGGAUACAUCUGUCCAGUCGACUUCCAGGCUGGGUACAGAGUCUUAUUCCACGAAUCUUCUAUGUCACUGAACGAGCCUGGAAUUUCUUUCCUCAUACUAUAACAGAAUAUACAUGUUCAUUCCUGCCUAAGUUCUCUGUCUAUAUUGAGACCCGCUAUGAAAAUAAUCCUGGGACAUCAGAGAAUUGUAUUGACCUUGAUGCUGAUGAACUGGAACAACGAGAGGUGGACGUCGUCGAUAUUGUUAUGGAAGAAAUUGCAGAACAUCACUAUAAACCAGAAGAGGAUCUGAAAAUUUUCAAAUCUGAGAAAACCGGUCGUGGGCCAUACACCAGUGGCUGGAUGAAAAGCUCUGAUCCAAUAAUGUGUUCUUACAAAGUUGUGAAAGUGAAAUUUGAAGUUUGGGGUCUGCAAACCAGAGUUGAACAAUUUGGACAAAAGGCGAUUCGUGAUAUUUUGUUGCUUGGUCAUCGGCAAGCAGUUGCCUGGCUUGAUGAAUGGUUUGGAAUGAGUCUAGAAGACUUGCGAGAAUAUGAAGCUAAAAUGCAGGAAGAAACUAACAAGAAACUUGGAGUUGCAGAUGUCGAAAGCCCACAAUGAAUGAAGAAAUGUUAUAAUUCUACAAAAUUCGAUCAAAAAGAUAAAAAAGAAAAAAAAACGGAAAAAUUACCAAAGAACAAGUGAGAAAUGUUGCUAAAUGUCUGUAUAUUUAUUUCUCUUCUACCUUAAACUUCUCUAGCCGUCUUAUGUGCCACAGUAAGGAGUUGGAAUGUUAUUUAUUCCUGUCUUAGAUUUUGAGAGAUGGGUUUAUUUUUGAAGCAAUUUGCAUAUAAACAGUAAUAUUUUAUUCUGAUUACUUGGUGCCAUAAUGUUUUUAGAAUGGAAACCUAGCAGAUCUCUGCCCACAUAACAAAUUGGAAAAUUUACAAAAGGGGAAAAAUACUCAUUUUAUUGCUUUUAUUUACUUUUAACAAUUAGAAAAUGAAAUGGUUUAAAUAUGAUAAUUGUUUUUAAUAAUGAAAGCUGUUAUGUUCUGAAACCAGCUUUUAAACAAAACAUGGUAAAACAAUAAUUUUGGGGUAGAUUUUGUUGAAAAUCACAACUCUCUUUGAGAAAAAUCUUUUUGAAAAUAAGUCUUUACCUUUUGAAUAAGAAAAGUGAAAGGCUACCAAAGGAUUUUUAACAUAAAAUUUACUAUUUCUUUUAGUUUUAUCUACUUUGAUUUCUGUUAAAAAUUAAUUAUUCCAUGUCACUCACAGUUUCUAAAUUUUUAUAAUGUAACUUAUUAAAAAUAUUUAACGAAAUGACAAAAUUGAUUGGUCAGAGAAAGUGGCCUUAUAUAAAGUACAUAAAUGAUUAGAAAUGGAUUCAGAGGUUGGCAUCUUCAGUCCUUAGUGUUUACUAAACAACUUGGUUUGUGAGUGAAUCAGUUAAAUAUAUUCCUCUACUUUAACUCUUCGUUAGUAUAAUUAGUGGUGGCCAAGGCAAGACCUUAUGAACUUUUGCUCAAAAACAAAAUGAUAUUAUAUAUAUAUGUGUGUGUAUAUAUAUAUAAAUAGACUCAUUGACUGUGUUCUCAUUGCUUGCCAAAUGUUACCUGUCAUCCUGACAGGUACCAGUAUUAUGGUUACUUCAUGACAAAUUGUACACCCAUCUCAUUUAACUAAUUAAUGAUCCCAAAACACUGUCAAAUAAAUUAUUCAUCAAAAUAUUAUCCGAUAUUAUAAUUAAAGGAAAAAAAAAAACGGAAAAAAAAUUGUUUUGAAGCAGUUUAUCUCAGGAGCAGAAAGUGCGAAGAUUUUCUUGCAUAAAACAUAUUUUUAAUCACUUUCUCUUGAUAUUUUUACUUUGAAUGGAUGGUCAGCGGAUAGUGUGAAAAGCAACACCCACAUAUAUAAAUAACAUCCAUCAAUAUCUAUCUAUCUAUAUAUAAUGUGUAUGUGUCAAACACUCAUUUCUAUAUUUGUAAUAUUUUCAAAUGUUUAUUAAAGCAGGGUAACAAUGGCCUGGACUGAUUAUUCAAUACUAAUUUCUAUUAUUGUCAAAACUAAAGUGUUGUUGUCACGUUGUCAUUCUUUGAUUCACUUCUAACAAUACACUUUUAACAUUUGGCCACAAUCAUUGUAUUCUCUGCAAAAUGUCUUCCCAGCAUUGUUUUCUCUGUAAACAUUUCCAGGCAUUUUGCUAUAUAUUUAUCAUAAAUGUCAUUAUUAUUAUUAUUAUUAUUUAAGGCGGUGAGCUGGCAGAAUGGAUAGCACACCAGACAAAAUACUUAGUGGCAUUUCAUCUGGCUUUACAUUCUGAGUUCAAAUUCCACCAUGGUUGACUUUACCUUUUAUUCUUUUGGGGUCAAUAAGAUAAAGUACCAGACAUGUACUGGUGUUGAUGAAAUCAGCUAUGCCCUCCCACCAAAAUUUCAAGCUUUGUGAGUAGAAAGGAUUGUUAUCCAGCCAGUGAACUGACAGAAUUGUUAAAACAUUGGACAAAAGGCCCAUUGGCAUUUCUUGCAGUUCUUUACAUUCUGAGUUCAAAUUUCACCAAGGUUGAUUUUGUUUUUCAUCCUUUUGAUAAAAUAAAUACCAGUCAUGUACUGGUCUCAGUUUAAUUGACUCUCAUGUCCCCAAAUUUCGACCUGUGUUAAAAAUUAUCAUCACCAUCCUCAUUAGGGCAGCAAGCUGGCAGACUCAUUAGCAUGUCAGACUAAUUUCUUAACAGCAUUUCAUCCAGCUGUUUUAUCCUGAGUUCAAAUCCUGCCAAGAUCAAAUUUGCCUUUCAUCCUUUCGGGGUCAAUAAACCACCAGCCAAGUAUUGGGGUCAGUGUAAUUGACUUGGUCCUCCACCCAAUCAAAAUUGCUGGCCUUGUGCCUAAAUUAUAAUCAUUAUGACUGUUGUGUCUUUGAUGACUGGGUGUUUGAAUUUGCUCCAUGUUAACAUUCCUGCCAAAACUGUCUUAAAUCUCUUAAGUUUCUUUUGACCUUUUAUGAUAAAAAAAUCUUUUAUUAUUACCAUUUAUACAGAGGUGACAUUGUGAGUUCAGUUUUCAAUUGUUUCGAGAUCUUUGAUGUCCAUUAUUCAAAUUUGACAAUAUAACUGAUGGUUAUGAUUUAGGAGUUUCAACAUUAAAUGUAAAGUUGACAAAAAA